Durusdinium trenchii is the source of this 2031-nucleotide messenger RNA. Lineage: Eukaryota; Dinophyceae; Suessiales; Symbiodiniaceae. The record is from the annotation of a GenBank genome assembly.
GGGAGUUAGACCUCCUCGCCCAGUGACGUGGUUGGUCGGUUGGUCCCCCCAAGACGCCCGCUUUUCUCGGCAUGGAGAGUGCGGAUGCCCAUCCAGCGAAGCGGAAGCGGUCCAGAUUUCAAAGCAUGUGCAAGGCAUCAGCUUUGGGGCAGUGCUCUGCAUCUGCUGGUCGCGGCCAAGCAGAAAAGCCUGGAGCCGGGCCCUGCCAUGCACUCCGCCACCAGUGGCGCCUGCCGUGGCCGCUGGUUGGUUGCUCUGCGCUUGCUCCACGAAGUGCAGCGGCUCAAGACGCAGCUGGUCUCUAUCAGCCACAAUACGGCCAUGAGCUCUUGCAAGUGGCCAGACAUUCUACGAUUGGUCGUCGACAUGCGCCACCGGGCCCUCCAGCCGGACGCCGCGAGCCGCGCGGCGGCGGCCGGCGGCGGCGCCUGGCGCUGGGCUCUGGGCAUUGGAGGUGGUGGAGGCGACCUCGAGAGGCCGCGCCUCGCGUUCCACGCGCUGCUGGGCGCCGUUCCACGCGAUGCCUGGCGGAGGGUGUUGGAGCUGCUGCGCUCGAUGCCUUUGGAGGCCUUGGAGCCCGACAUCGUGAGCUACAGCGCGGCCAUGGGCCAGGCCGGACCGGCCUGGGCCCUGGCGGGCGCCCUGCUGGUGCAGGCGCGGCGCACGGGGCUCCGCCUGGACGCCCUGAGCUACACCCGAGCCAUCCAGGCCUUCGGCAGCGCAGGCCAGUGGCAGCACGCUGUGCGGUUGCUGAUGGACAUGGAAGAUCGUCAGGUGCAACGGGACGGAGUCGCCGUGAAGGCCACGAUCACCGCCUGCGAACGAGGUAGCGAAUGGGAAGGAGCACUUCUCUUGCUGUCCUUCAUGGAGCUUGUGGCACUUCAACAGGAUGUGGUGGCGUUCAAUGCCGUGAUGAGUGCUUGUGAGAACGUGGGGGAGUGGCAAGUGGCUUUGCAUUUGCUGCGGUCCAUGGACUCCUUGGAGAUCCAACCAGAUGAGAUCUCCUUGAAUGCUUGCCUGAGCUCCUGUGAAAAGGCGCACGAAUGGCAGGUGGCCCUCCAGCUCCUGGUUUUCGCCGAAAACGCCGACGUCAUCGGCUACAACGCGGUCAUCAGUGCUUGUGCCAACUGUGGCGAAUGGCGAAUGGCUUUGGCUGUGCUGGCCAAAAUCACCGAAGUGCAGGCGUUGCCCAACUGUAUCAGCUUCAGCGCCGCCAUCAGUGCCUGUGAAAAAGCUUGGCGUUGGCAGGUCGCCUGCAGCUUGCUGGAUGAGAUGCCACGCUGGAAGGUUGAGAUGAAUGUGAUUGGAUGCAACGCAGCGCUGAGCGCCUGCGAGAAGUGCACGGUGUGGCCGGUGGCGCUGGAGCUGCUGAACGCCUUUCCAGCGCUGGCAGUCCGUGCUGAUGCGAUCAGCUACAAUGCGGUGCUGAGUGCCUGCGACAAAGGCAAAGAGUGGCAGCUAGCGUUGUUUCUCCUUUCGCAGCACGUGGCCCCUGAUGAGAUUAGCUGCAAUGCGGCCAUCAGCGCCUGUGCCAAAGGUGACGAGUGGCGCCCGGCGACGGCGCUCUUCGGGAGCAUCGAGUGCCGUGGCCUUCAGCGUGACCUCAUCAGCCACAACGCCGCUUUGGCAGCCUGCGCGCGUGGCUUCCAGUGGCGCUGGGCCGCUCUCGUGCUCCAGCACUGCGACGUGGAGCCGGAUGCCAUCUCCUUGAAUGCCGCGGUGGAUGCUUGUAAAGGUCGAGGCGCUUGGCGUGCCUUGUUGGAUUUCUUGUCGAUGGCAGAAUGCCGGAAGCUCUCGAAGACAGUGAUCACGCUGAACACCGCACUGUUGACCUUCAACAAGGCCGGGCGUUGGCAGCUGGCGCUUUCGACCUCGCCGGGCAACGCCAUCAGUCGCAGCCUGGGCUGCGCGGCCUGCAGCUUCGCUGGACGUGUGCGGCAGCUGCGCGAGGUGCUGGGCGAGUUGGAGCAGGAUGGCCUUGAAGCGAACCUGAUGCUAGCGCCAAAGGCGCGCCAGCUGCGCAUGAAGGAG